UGAUCCAACCUUUGCCCCCUUCCUGCAAUUGAAAGCAUUCACAGUUUUGAGGUGGCUCCCACUGGCUGAUUUGCUGUGGAGUUUUCAAGAGCAUAGAAUUAUUCUUUACACUAUCAAAAGAAGAUGCUGUUUAAUUUGAGGAUCCUGUUGAACAAUGCUGCUCUUAGAAAUGGUCACAAUUUUGUGGUACGAAAUUUUCGGUGUGGACAACCACUACAAAAUGAAAUACAGUUGAAGGGUCGUGACCUUCUUACUCUAAAGAACUUCACAGGAGAAGAAAUCAAGUACAUGCUGUGGCUAUCAGCAGAUCUGAAAUUUAGGAUCAAACAGAAAGGAGAAUAUUUGCCUUUAUUGCAAGGGAAAUCCUUAGGCAUGAUUUUUGAGAAAAGAAGUACUCGAACAAGAUUGUCCACAGAAACAGGUUUUGCACUUUUGGGAGGACACCCUUGUUUUCUUACUACACAAGAUAUUCACUUGGGUGUGAAUGAAAGUCUCACAGACACAGCUCGUGUGUUAUCUAGCAUGACAGAUGCAGUGUUGGCUCGAGUGUAUAAACAAUCAGAUCUGGACAUCCUGGCUAGAGAAGCAUCCAUCCCAAUUGUCAAUGGACUAUCAGAUUUGUAUCAUCCUAUCCAGAUCCUGGCUGACUACCUCACACUCCAGGAACACUAUGGCUCUCUCAAAGGUCUUACCCUCAGCUGGAUAGGUGAUGGGAACAACAUCUUGCACUCCAUCAUGAUGAGUGCAGCGAAAUUCGGGAUGCACCUUCAGGCGGCCACUCCAAAGGGUUAUGAGCCAGAUCCUACUAUAACCAAGUUGGCAGAGCAGUAUGCCAAGGAGAAUGGUACCAACCUGUCAUUGACGAAUGAUCCAUUGGAAGCGGCACAUGGAGGCAAUGUAUUAAUUACAGACACUUGGAUAAGCAUGGGACAAGAAGAGGAGAAGAAAAAGCGGCUCCAGGCCUUCCGAGGUUACCAGGUUACAAUGAAGACUGCCAAAGUUGCUGCCUCUGAUUGGACAUUUUUACACUGCUUGCCCAGAAAGCCAGAAGAAGUGGAUGAUGAAGUCUUUUAUUCUCCACGGUCACUAGUGUUCCCAGAGGCAGAAAACAGAAAGUGGACAAUCAUGGCUGUCAUGGUAUCCCUGCUGACAGAUUACUCACCUAAGUGCCAGAAGCCAAAGUUCUGAUUCUGUGUUGCAUGCCAAGAGAAAACGUUCUUCAGUAACAACAGGAUGAGUCUGUUUAUGGGGGGAAAAGAAGAGAAUCUAAGAUAUAAACAAAUCCCUAGUACAUGGUAUGGGUGAACUCUAUGAUAUUGCUUUUUCAUUGUGAGACCUUUCUAAAACCCUUAAUUUAAGUGCUGAGGCACUGUAAUACCCUGCUUGACUUGGUUUAUACUCCCUAAUUCACAAUUUCUGAGUUGCAUUUGGGUAUCAUAUUAAUCAUCGUGUACAUUUGCUUCAACUAAACAUAAAAUAUCAUGUUCAUCAUGCAUAAUCUCUAAGCCAUUAAAUGUAAUCUAUGCUUAUUACCUUAAUAAAUGAUAACCCAUGCUAAUUUAUAAGUAAACAUUUACCAGGCAGUCAGCUGCUGGUAGAUCUGUGAGCUGUGUUCAUGUCCCCCAGGACCAAGGAGGAAGCCAAAUGAUAUAUCUUGCAGAUGUGGUAGUUUUCAGGCCAAUGAGAAAGACAGGCAGUCAGAGACAAAUCAUGAAACUCGUGGAAAAUAGCUAUUACUGUGUCUAAACUGGAGCUUGUUUCUAAACAUUUGUGGGAAAGGACAGGGGUCCUUCAAGAGUAUGCACUUCUUCUCUGUAAUGAAUACUUAUUGUCAUAAGCCAAAUGAAGCCUUUUCUAGCAAGUGGAAAAAUCAUGGCUACCUAGCCAGGAAGACAAGAUCCACUAGAAAGGGAAAUUUUCUUAGAUUCAUAUUUUCCAGCAAGAGCAAUCCAAUUUUUUUUUCACAUCAGCACUUAUUGUGCAUCUAUUCACAUCACAGGCUGGUAAUUUCCAUAAAUCUACUACUUGCCACAUUUCUGUCAGUGUUUUUCCUCUAAUAUUUCUUCGGGAUAAUCAAAACUUGCAUGAUUGAAUUAUCAUAAUGUAAUUAAAAGUAGAUUUCUCUUACCGGUGACCAAGA
Messenger RNA from Sciurus carolinensis (gray squirrel), 2140 nucleotides. RefSeq names its product ornithine transcarbamylase (gene Otc). The record is from RefSeq and is a predicted model, not a curated record. The coding region runs from base 124 to 1188 and encodes 354 amino acids. Gene Ontology annotation, biological process: L-citrulline biosynthetic process. Lineage: Eukaryota; Metazoa; Chordata; Mammalia; Rodentia; Sciuridae. Gene Ontology annotation, molecular function: amino acid binding; ornithine carbamoyltransferase activity. Gene Ontology annotation, cellular component: mitochondrion. The transcript is spliced from 10 exons.